UUCUCUUUAUCUUAUCCAUCUAUCCGGCUGCAUAGGCAUAGACUAGAGAGAGAGAGUUGCAAUGGCCGUUUCUUUGGCAGUGAACCGUCCUCUGCUUGGUCUUCACGAGAAUGUACCAUUAGCUGUUGCUCAUCCCCAAUUCCUCCCGUUCAAAUGGCCACCCAAGCCCAAACUCCCCUCCGUCGUCGGAAUUCGAUGCUCCUCCUCCCCUUUCAACGACAAAACCCUCAUUUCCUUCAAACCUAACACUUCCCACCUCAAUCCCAACCCUCUCGCUUGUCGCUUUCACGCUUCCCAGUUUGGAGAACAGGAGAGCAACAAAUACGUGGAAGCCUAUGCUGUAGGACGAAAUAUUCGUAUGUCUGCUAAUAAAGCUCGGAGAGUGAUCGAUCAGAUUCGUGGACGUAAAUAUGACGAAACACUUAUGGUAUUAGAACUCAUGCCUUAUCGAGCCUGUGAAGCCAUUCUCAAAAUAGUGUUUUCGGCUGGAGCUAAUGCUAGCAAUAAUCUGGGUUUAAGCAAAGGAAGUUUAGUUAUCAGUAAAGCAGAGGUUAAUGAAGGGAAAACAAUGAAAAGGGUAAAACCUGUAGCUCGAGGGCGUGCCCAUCCAAUUAAAAAGCGCACUUGUCAUAUAACCAUCACGGUAAAAGGCUUACCUAGUGAGUCCGUCGUGGAAGCAAAGCCUGCUUAAUCCUAUUUGAGACAAAAUGUAUGCCUUAUUAUGAGUUCCCUUCCCCCAUUUCAUUUCAUGAAAAUUUCUGCAUUUCGACAUUAUGUAGUUCAUUUUCUACAUUGUGACUUGUAGAGGAGUAAUGAACAUGCUAUUUGUGUACGUCCAUGUAAGAACUGUUUAAAUAUUCAAUUUAAUUUAAGUCCUGAAUAUGAAAUGAUUUUGGAUUGAAA
Glycine soja is the source of this 903-nucleotide messenger RNA. Its product is annotated as 50S ribosomal protein L22, chloroplastic-like. Gene Ontology annotation, cellular component: large ribosomal subunit; ribosome. Lineage: Eukaryota; Viridiplantae; Streptophyta; Magnoliopsida; Fabales; Fabaceae. Gene Ontology annotation, biological process: translation; ribosome assembly. The coding region runs from base 62 to 691 and encodes 209 amino acids. The record is from RefSeq and is a predicted model, not a curated record. Gene Ontology annotation, molecular function: structural constituent of ribosome. The transcript is spliced from 2 exons.